AUGCGUAAUGUGUCAAAAUCGGUUUCCAAGAGAGUGCUACAGAUCUUCCCUCAAGACAUCUACGUGAAGGAUGAUGUGGCAAAACUUCUGGUAUCUCCUGGCCAUCAAUUGAGUGAAGAUAGCUUGAAACAAUACAUGAAUCUUAUAGAUACUACCAUAGGAAAUUUAUAUUACAUUAUGGAUGGGAAGCAUUGGAAAAUUGAUAAACUUCAAGAAAUGAAAGAAAUUGGAUUGGUAUAUAUCUCCUAUGAAACCGAUAAAUUGGUUUGUUUUGUUUCAGUAAUGGUUGUGCUAGAUCACGGGAUUAAGAAAUUAUACUUAUAUGAGAUUCAUGUUGAUCCAUCUUACCAGCAUUCCAAAUUAGGAACUUUAUUGAUGGAUGGUGUACAAAAACUUGCUUUGGAUUUGGAUUCAUGUGGUGAUGAAAACUUAUCUUGCAAAGGUGUGAAUUUAACAGUAUUUUCAGCUAAUGAGUUAUCGUAUAAUUGGUAUUUGAAACGAGGUUUCAGGAUUACUGAUAAUUCUCCUCAAGACAGAGUGCUACGCAACGGAACCUCCAUCAAAGCGACUUAUUAUUUAAUGGCUAGAGAUAAUGAAAUAUGA
Messenger RNA from Yamadazyma jaroonii, 603 nucleotides. The record is from the annotation of a GenBank genome assembly. Lineage: Eukaryota; Fungi; Ascomycota; Pichiomycetes; Serinales; Debaryomycetaceae.